Linum trigynum is the source of this 2206-nucleotide messenger RNA. NCBI's taxonomy places the organism in Eukaryota, Viridiplantae, Streptophyta, Magnoliopsida, Malpighiales, Linaceae. The record is from the annotation of a GenBank genome assembly.
CAAAACGUGUCAAAUCAAAUCCAGGAACUAAUUUAUAAAAAUCCCGGCGGCGAGGAUGAAAACGCCUCUCCAUCUCUCUCUCUCUCUCUCUCUCUCAAGCUCCAUUUCGGAACCUGAAGCUGAGAUCCCGGCGAUCAGAGAAAGCCUAAUCGAGCGAUCAAUCAAUCGGAGAAGGUUAGAUACUCAAUUGGUGCUUUGUUUUUGCAUGUAAAUGUUUAUCGGGUCAGUAUUGAGUAUACUGUGUUUUCGUGUUUUUGGUGAACUAGGAUCUAAGGUUGCAAUUUCACCGCAGUCGGUUUCUGGGUCGAGGAUCGCUGCUUGAAAUAAAAGGAAAAGGGGGCAAGAGAGGCUCGCUUGCUUUCUUGGUUUUUUAUACAAGGAAAAUCUGGCUUCAUUUCCUUGAUUAGUUUCCUCGGGGACGAAUUUGUCUUCUUUUUCGUUUAUUGUUUCUCAGAUGGCUUCCGUUCUUGGGAGAUAUGGAAGAAAAUGGUCAUUGGGUUGUGUUUCAUAUCACAAAAACUACCUCCCUCGAUUCUCCACAGUAGCCCAUUCGGCUGUUCCUUCUGAACCCAUUCAGCAGCAACAAGCUGGCAGAUCAAUGAACCUCUAUUCUGCCAUCAAUCAAGCUCUCCAUAUCGCAUUGGAGUCUGAUUCUCGUUCUUAUGUGUUUGGUGAAGAUGUUGGGUUUGGAGGGGUCUUCCGUUGUACUACCGGAUUGGCUGAACGAUUUGGUAAACAUAGGGUAUUCAACACCCCACUUUGUGAGCAGGGCAUUGUUGGAUUCGCUAUUGGUCUGGCAGCUAUGGACAAUCGAGCCGUAGCAGAAAUCCAGUUCGCAGAUUAUAUUUUCCCAGCUUUCGACCAGAUUGUUAAUGAAGCCGCAAAGUUUAGGUAUAGAAGUGGAGGCCAGUUUAAUUGUGGAGGUUUAACAAUAAGAGCGCCAUAUGGAGCAGUGGGUCAUGGCGGACACUAUCAUUCACAAUCCCCUGAAGCUUUUUUCUGUCAUGUUCCUGGUAUAAAGGUGGUUAUCCCCCGUAGCCCCAGUCAAGCAAAAGGAUUACUGCUUUCAAGCAUACGGGACCAGAAUCCUGUUGUGUUCUUCGAACCGAAGUGGCUUUAUCGGCUAUCUGUAGAAGAGGUUCCAGAGCAUGACUAUAUGUUGCCUUUAUCUGAAGCUGAGGUGAUUCGUGAAGGCAGUGACAUAACACUUGUCGGCUGGGGGGCUCAACUUUCCAUCAUGGAACAGGCCUGUAUCGAGGCAGAGAAGGAGGGAAUUUCUUGUGAAUUGAUAGACUUGAAGACCCUAAUACCUUGGGAUAAGGAGACAGUUGAGGCUUCAGUUAGCAAGACGGGGAGGCUACUCGUGAGUCAUGAAGCCCCGAUUACUGGAGGUUUUGGUGCUGAGAUCUCUGCGUCAAUUGUAGAGCGUUGCUUCCUAAGGUUGGAAGCUCCAGUGAGCAGGGUUUGUGGGCUGGACACACCUUUCCCUCUAGUUUUUGAACCGUUCUACAUGCCAAACAAGAACAAGAUACUGGACGCCAUAAGAUCAACUGUGAACUAUUAGCUCCGGACGCUAUGUGUGAUAAAUAAGCAACACAGCUGAAGUAGGAGACGAAGACAUAGAACCCAACAAAAGAAGAGCCCAAUAUUCUGAUUUCAUUGUGUUGUGCUUGGGAAGGUCAAUAGCUUUAGUGCUUGUAUUUGUGCGAUGUGCCUUGUUGUUGGAUCAUGUAUUGAUUUCAGUAAUGAAGUUGAACCAACUACUGGACGAAUUCUUGAAAACAUCAUUUAGAUAUGGUGACUUGAUUGAACCGCACUUGAGAUUGAUUUUUUUGCACAAUCACUUUUAGUGUGGGUGACAGUUGACACAGUUUGAGUAUCUGUGAUUUUGAGAAAGGAAAGCCAAAUUUUGAAGGCCACAGUGAGGAGUAGGGUUGCAAACGAGCCGAGUUUUUGCUUAGCUUGAGCUCGGUUCGUUUGUAAAUUUUUCAGCUCGAACUCGAAUUUUGAUAAUUCAAUUCAAGCUCGGCUCGAUUAAAAAUAAUCCAGCUCGAGUUUGAUUCGGUAGGGCUCGGUAAAUGCUCAUUAACAUAACUUGUCAAGCUGAGUAUAAGUUUGGUUCAAGAUGAGCUCGAUCCGAAAUCAUCUACACUAUUUAUAAUCAUCAACACAUAUUAUCCUCCAUUAAUAUAUAGUAGAGUUUUGU